AUGGGCUCUCUGUUCACCGUCGACCCUGACCAGCCUUACGCCGUCUGGGCCACCCCGGGCAAGCCCAAGUACUUUGGCACCCCGGACCCAAGUGUCCCUCCUCCUGCCGACCUCGAGUUCCGCCUGCUCAUCGCUAACCCGGCCGGCAGCCCUCACUGGUUCGAAGGCCCCAACAUCCUCCACGUGCCCCUCACCAUGGGUCUCAUCGCCCUGGUCGAGCGCCUCCGCGAGUUCCUGCCCAAGGACCCGGCCCCGGAGCCUUCUUCUUCCAGCCAUCACCACAGCAAGCUGAUGAACCUCAUCCACCGCGGCUCUCGCAGCAACCCCAAGUGUCCCCGCCUCAUCCACGCGCGCCUCUACCUCACGCGCAACCCUGACGGCGCCGUCGUCCCCAUGGACCGGGCCUCGCGCCGCAACCGGCCCAACGAGGAGCUCGAUUACGGCUGGGACUUCAGCCACUGCUUCGGCUACGUCGACCUCGUGCCCCGGCUGGAGCAGGACUGGCGAAUGGUCCGCGAGCUCAUCGUCGCUGCUCGGGGGCAGUACAAGGUGUUUAUUGCCAUCAAGGGCGAUAAUGCUUAG
This is a messenger RNA of Clonostachys rhizophaga, 582 nucleotides long. The record is from the annotation of a GenBank genome assembly. NCBI's taxonomy places the organism in Eukaryota, Fungi, Ascomycota, Sordariomycetes, Hypocreales, Bionectriaceae.